AGUUGGUAAAAAAUAAAAAAAAAAUCAAAAGAACGAAAUGAUGAAAGGUGGUGGUGAUGAGUUGGAGGUGCGAUUUGAUAACUUGAUGGUGGGAGUGGGGAGAGUGAUCAGAGAUUGGAACGAGAUACCAAUGGAGCUAUUGUUAAGGAUUGUGUCGUUGUUGGAUGAUCAUCGUACGGUGGUUGUUGCUUCUGCUGUUUGUCUUGGUUGGAGACAUGCUUUGUCUUCAGGGCUUACUCAUUUCUCAUUCUCUUGGUGCAAAAACAACAUGAAUAACUUGGUGAAUUCUCUUGCUCCCAAGUUCAAAAACUUGAGGUCUCUGAGUCUUCGUCAAGAUAAACCACAGUUAUAUGAUAAUGCCUUAGAGACGAUUGCAAAUAACUGUCACGACUUGGAGGAUCUUGACCUCAGCAAGAGCUUUAAACUCACCGAUCAAUCUUUGUAUGCUUUGGCUCAUGGUUGUCCAAACCUUGUGAAGCUCAACGUCAGUGGAUGCUCUUCAUUUAGUGAUAAUGCCCUUGCGGAUCUCAGUGGUUAUUGUAGAAAAUUAAAAGUCUUGAAUCUUUGUGGAUGCGUUAAAGGUGCAUCUGAUAGUGCCUUGAAGGCAAUCGGAUAUAACUGCAGUCAACUCCAGUCAUUGAAUCUGGGAUGGUGUGAGGAUGUUGGCGAUGCUGGAGUAAUGAGUUUAGCAUAUGGCUGCCCUGAUCUUCGUGCACUUGACUUGUGUGGUUGUGUUCUUAUUACAGAUGAAAGUGUGAUAGCCCUGGCAAAUAACUGCUUACAUUUGAGUUCUCUGGGUCUCUACUACUGUCAAAAUCUCACAGAUCGGGCUAUAUACGCUUUGGCACAAAGUCGACUUAAGAACAAGAACCAGGUGUGGGAUUCGGUUAAAAGCAGCAGUUACAAGGAUGAAGGGCUCAUGAAACUGAACAUCAGUCAAUGCACCGCCUUAACGCCACCUGCUGUUCAGGCACUAUGUGAUUCAUUUCCUGCACUCCAUACAUGCCCCGGUAGGCACUCUCUCAUUAUAAGUGGAUGCUUGAAUUUAACUUCCGUCCAUUGUGCAUGUGCUUUUCAAGCACAUCGGGCAGUCAAGACAGUUACUCAUCAAGCAUAUUGAGAAGAAGAUGGUCAUAUGUUUCAGCGGGGUUCAGUUCUUGUUUUAGGGAGAACUAUGUACAUAGUUUAUGUUUAGCGAACUUUCAACUUAAUCGACUUCUGAACAUUUCAGAACAAAUGGAAGUCUGUUAACUUUUUUUAUUUUCAAAUGCGGCUUGUCAUGGUGUUUCUUCUCCA
This is a messenger RNA of Erigeron canadensis, 1296 nucleotides long. RefSeq names its product F-box protein SKP2A-like. Gene Ontology annotation, molecular function: protein binding. The coding region runs from base 38 to 1120 and encodes 360 amino acids. Lineage: Eukaryota; Viridiplantae; Streptophyta; Magnoliopsida; Asterales; Asteraceae. Gene Ontology annotation, biological process: SCF-dependent proteasomal ubiquitin-dependent protein catabolic process. The transcript has 4 exons. The record is from RefSeq and is a predicted model, not a curated record. Gene Ontology annotation, cellular component: SCF ubiquitin ligase complex.